Messenger RNA from Humulus lupulus (European hop), 918 nucleotides. RefSeq lists its product as uncharacterized. NCBI's taxonomy places the organism in Eukaryota, Viridiplantae, Streptophyta, Magnoliopsida, Rosales, Cannabaceae. The transcript has 3 exons. The record is from RefSeq and is a predicted model, not a curated record. The coding region runs from base 1 to 918 and encodes 305 amino acids.
AUGGAGGGCCAUAGACAAGCAAAAAGCAUCGUAAUUGGUGAGUUAACAAAGAAUAUGUACAAGUCAAUCAAAAGAAAUUAUACUCCAAAUGACAUCAUGAAUGACAUGAAUGAUAACUUUGGAGUAACCAUGGGAUACACAGAAGCAUGGAGAUCGAGAGAGAAAGCUUUGCAUCUAGUAAGAGGGAACCCCGAUGAUUCAUAUCAAAAGUUUCCAAUGUAUCUUUACAUGUUGAAGCAAGAAAAUCCAGGAACAAUAGCACACCUACUCACAGACAAGGAAGAUAGAUUCAAAUACAUAUACAUAGCUUUCUCUAACUCAAUCAAGGCAUCAACAUUAGAUUCAAACAACAACAUUUUUGUCUUGGCUUUUGGAAUAGCAGACUCUGAAAAUGAUAACUCGUGGCUUUGGUUUUUCUCCAAAUUGAGAGACACGUAUGGAGAACCCAAAGUUACCUUCAAAGGAUUGGCUGUUGUUUCUAACAGACACAAGAGCAUAGACAAUGCAGUACAUAUGGUGUACCCAAAUGCUUUCUAUGGAGCUUGCAUGUUUCACUUGCUCAAUAAUUUGAAAAGCAAGUAUGGAAGCCAUGGAGAAGAGCUACAAAUGAAUUUCAUUACAGCAGCAAAAGCAUACACAAAAACAGAAUGUGAACACUACAUGAGAGGCCUUGAUAGACUUGACAGAGGCAUUAAACCCUAUUUAGAGAAAGCCAAGUUUGAAACUUGGGCAAGAUCAUACUCACCAACAAAAAGAUACACCAUGAUGACAUCCAACAUCAUGGAAUCACUCAACGCAAACAUGAUGAUAUCUUGGUUGAAUGCCUUAGAAGUUUGGCUCAAAAGUGGGUUUGGAACAACUCAAAUAAUGCAAAUGGAACAUUCACAAAAGUCUCUACAACAACAGAAAAUGAGUUGA